AUGAUUCCUUUUGUUCUGCGCUCUGCAGCUUCUAUCAUGCCCUCGGCCCCAGGUCUCCCGUCCUACGUAGCAUCGGCUGGAUUUCCCACCUCUGCCUUCUCUUCUUAUUACCUGCCACCAUCGACCACUCAGGAACCUCAGCCCGCACUCCAUGAUCCAGUUCUCAACAUCACCUUUCCUCUCAACCUCACCCAUCCCGACACAAUUCCUGGCGCAGCCCUCGAUCCUGUUGUUUUCCCGGAGCCCAUUGCGAAUCUGACUUCCGAUGCUGUCGAAGCUCUUUUCAAUGCCAUCGUGGCAAACGUCUCCGCCAUCAUCGAUGGUGGUGGUCCGGAAAGCAACUGCUCGAAAUGCAUCACCGCACUGCAACUUGCCAAACCAGCUGCACUCUACGCUCCUUCCAAACUUCCUGAUGCCAUGGUUGAUCUUUGCAAGCAAUACCAACUCCAUUCGAACACCAAGUGCGAGGAAGACUUCGCCACCAACACAUUCGGCUCCAUCUGGACCCAGGUAUUGAGAUUCGCAGACCUGGACGGAUUCGACGCCAACUACAUCUGCAACUCGUUGAGUAAGGCUUUCUGUCCCAAGCAGAACACUGCCCCCUUAGACAUGGCCACGCUGUUUCCGAAGCCAAAGCCUGCUGAUGCUACCGCGCCCAAGCCCAGCGGGAACAGGGUCAAGGUGUUGCACAUGUCAGACAUCCAUCUCGAUCCGCGCUAUUCUGCCGCAUCUGAGGCCAAUUGUUCUGCGAGCAUGUGUUGCCGAUCCAACGUAGAGAACUCAGCCCUCGGUUCCGGCCAAAUCUCAUUCCCUGCUCCUCUCUUUGGAGCUUACGAGUGCGAUACACCAUACGACCUCAGUCUCGCUGCCCUGCAAGCUGUUGGUCCGCUGACAGGCACCUGUAAAGAAGCCCCCUUGGGCUGGACAGUAUACACGGGCGAUCUCGUUUCACAUGACCCGCAGAGCCAGCUCUCCCGGGCUUAUGUUGAAUACACCGAGACGAGCGUCUACACCAUGUUCAAGAAGUACUUAACCGGCCCAGUCUUUGCCGCGCUGGGAAAUCAUGACAGCAACCCGGAAGCCAUCGACUCUCCUCACCGCCUUCCCGGUCCGCUCGGCCAGCAGCAGUCGUGGAACUAUGACCAUGUUGCGGCUCUGUGGCAGCACGAGGGUUGGAUUGGCCCCGACGGAGCCGCUGAAGCACGCCUGCAUUAUGGCGCCUACAGCAUCAAGAAUCACUACGGCCUGCGUAUCAUUACCUUCAACACUGAUUUCUGGUACAAGUCGAACUUCCUGGCAUUUAUCAACACCACCGACCCCGACAACUCUGGCAUGUUCAAGUGGAUGAUCAACGAGCUCCAAGCCGCCGAGGAUGCAGGUGAGCGCGCGUGGAUCAUGGGCCACGUCCUCUCGGGCUGGGACGGCACGAAUCCUCUCCCGAACCCGACAGACCUGUUCUACCAGAUCGUCGACCGCUACAGCCCUCACGUCAUCGCCAACGUUUUCUGGGGCCACACCCACGAGGACCAAUUCAUGAUCUACUACGCCAACAACGGCACCGUGCGCGACGCCAACCAUGCUCUCAUGUCCGGCUGGAUCGGGCCUUCUGUCACACCCCUCACAAAUGUCAACUCCGGCUUCCGGCUGUACGAAGUGGACACCGGCACCUUCGACGUCAUGGACGCCUGGACUUUCGUGGCGAACGUCUCAGUCUUCCCGGACUUGAGCAGCACGGGGCCGACGUAUAGUCUGGAGUAUUCGACCAGGGACACUUACGGCCCUGCUGCCGACUGGCCCGUCGAGGCCCCGCUCAACGCUACCUUCUGGCACCGCGUGACGGAAGCGAUGGAAAAGAAUCAUACGCUUGUUAGCAUUUUCAACACGUAUCAGGUGUUCUUCGCGGAUGCGUGCUACAGGCCCCGCACAGCCACGGCCAUCCCGAAUCAGCAUAUGAACCCCUCCACUUCCCCCCAAUCGUCGUCUGUACACUCACAAUUUUCCAUCUUGCUUCGCCCAAGAGCACACUGGCCGCCGACAUCAUUUUCAAAGCCUGCGCAGCGAGGAUCCGUAUCAAGGGGUAGAGCUCGUGAGGCUGAAGGCUUGAAUCCGGAUGAUCAAGCUUCCGCCCCAUGGACCGCCCCCACUCGCGGCCACUACAUCCGAUUGGGGAAGGAGGAGGAGACGGCGAGCGCCGGCGAAACAGACAGCUGUCACAACGUAACCUUCAAGUCUUUCAAGCAUCUGCUGUUGCGUCCCACCGUCGACAGGCACGAUCCUGGCCUACAACGCCAUGCCGGCCCGACUUCCAACGCUCUUCGGAGGUACAUGCUAGGCGGACCAGAAGAGGACCCGUUCCCACUCUAUGCAAAAGAAGCCCGGAAUCACACUUAUAAUUUGGAGCAAUGUGAACAGACUUCAACGUCAGUCCAAGGCAAACGACGCGAAAGGUCCGCCUCCGUCCCACAAGGUGACGCCAUCGAAGGAGGCGCCAAGCGCCAUUGUUCCACACUCGCCGGCACCGAGGUCAAGAAGGACUUUGCCUGCCCGUAUCACAAAAGGUUUCCACGGCAAAGGUUGCCCUCCAGCACCUGCUCGCAUGGGUUUCCAAGUUCAACUAGAGUGAAGGAACAUCUCUUCAGGACGCACUCACUUAAGCAGUCUCGAAGCAAAAUGCCUGUACAUGAGAUGAUGUUUGGCCCCGAGGAAGACGAGACCUUUAAGAAGAGAUCCAAACGGAAUUCGUCCGAAGCGGAGAAAUGGACAGCCUUCUGGCGUGUACUCUUUCCGGACAUGGUGUUACAAGGAAUCAUCCCUUCACCAUAUCUCGACGACGAAGAUGCGUCUGCCAUGGAAAAUGGCCAGCUCGCCAGCUUCCAGGCGCUGCAGUAUGCGACGUUACCUGAGAAAUUCCAGGAACGCUGUGCCGAAGUGAUGGCUCGCCGGGGCCUUGAUGACAAGCCCGGCGUGGACGAACUAAUCGAUAUGCUCUCCGGACUUAUGCGCGAUGUCAUGAAGGAAAACGGAUUCUGCACUACCCUCGAAGACGACGUGCGAGUAAAUACAUCAACAUCGUCUUCAUCCACGCCCGUUACCCAGCGGCCUUAUCCAGCGGUCGCAAGCUCGACAGCGGCGGGCGGAUCAUACACCGGAUUCCAGGCCGCGAACACGGCGCAGCACAAGCUACGGGGCGGCUCCUUUUCCGCCAACAACUACACCCCCACAGCAACGUACCACCAGCCCGAGGACCACGUCAACCAUCUCCCUCUUCCUCCUCCCCAGGUACCUGUCGGGACAGCCACCAUCGAUUCGGGCUACUACUCUGCAGAGAUGAAGUCAUCGUUCGGGUCGUCGUCGUCACCGUCGCAAACCCGUGCGCAACGUCCUCUCCUCGCUGACCCAUCGAAACACUACCACGGUCGCACCCAUCCAGCCAUCUCCUCCAUGGACCACAGCAACAGCAUCCCUUGCAACGACACCAGCCAUGCUGCUAUUGUUACUGCUACUACUACUACUGCUGCUGCUGCUGCUGCUGCUGCAAACAACUAUCCGAACUGGGGCUCAGACGACGACAUGAUAGCGCUGAUCCCACAGCAGCAACAGCCACAGGACUACUCGUCAACGGAUUUCGCUGGCAGCUGGGCGAAUGGUGAUGGUGAUGGCGAUGACGAAUAUUUCGAUGUGAACGAGUUUUUUAACGAGCGGUAUGAGGAGAUGCAAGGGGCAUCGGCAUCGGCGUCGGCGUCGGCGUCGGCGGUGGUGGCGGUGGCGGUGGCAGCUGGGCAGCGGAGUGUGGGUGUGGAGGAAGCCGCUACGCCGAUGAGGUGA
Messenger RNA from Diplodia corticola, 3825 nucleotides. RefSeq names its product ser thr protein phosphatase family protein. Bases 1 to 3825 code for a protein of 1274 amino acids. Gene Ontology annotation, molecular function: hydrolase activity. The transcript is spliced from 5 exons. The record is from RefSeq and is a predicted model, not a curated record. Lineage: Eukaryota; Fungi; Ascomycota; Dothideomycetes; Botryosphaeriales; Botryosphaeriaceae.